UAUUGUUUUAAAUAAUACCAAGGUACCUGUUUAGAAUUAAAAAUGUUAAUAUAUUACUUAGUUUGUAUCGCUUUUUUCGCGAGCGUGUGCAGUUACCCGAAACUAGAAAAAAAUGAGGAAGAAGAUGAUGACAUUUCGCCAUAUCCGAAUAAGCUAGUCAGAAACAGAACUCAAGAAGAAAUGGACCAGGAAAAACGACAGGAUUAUUGGGACAAAGAAGCCGUUGAAGUACUAGAAGAAAAAUUAUCAAGGAAGAUUAAUACAAAUCUUGCCAAUAACGUAAUAUUAUUUUUGGGUGAUGGUAUGUCCAUACCAACAGUGUCAGCAACAAGAGUUUACAUGGGAGGAGAGGAAUAUAAGUUAGCUUUUGAAUAUUUCCCCUAUACUGGCUUUUCAAAGACGUAUUGUGUGGACCACCAAACUGCAGAUUCGGCAUGUUCAGCAACAGCUUAUUUGGGGGGAGUAAAAGCAAAUUUGGCAACGAUCGGAGUAUCAGCGAUAGUAAACAAGAAAAAUUGUAGUGCCAUGAACGACCCUAAGAAUCACGUCCAAUCUAUCGCCCGAUUAUUUCAGUUGGCAGGAAAAAGAACCGGAUUGGUUACCACAACUAGAGUAACGCAUGCUUCACCUGCAGGAGUAUACGCCCAUACAGCCUACCGCCGUUGGGAAAGCGACACAAAAGUAAUAAAAACUGAUUACGAUCCCAAAAAAUGCGAAGAUAUCGCUCAUCAACUUAUCUUCGGAGAGACAGGCAAACAUCUGCAGGUGAUAUUAGGAGGUGGACGAAAGAACUUUCUGCCAAAAGAAAUAAUUGACGAAAAUGGGAAUCAAGGAGUAAGAUCUGAUCAAAUGAAUCUAAUCCUUGAGUGGGCUAAACAAAAGGAAAGUAUAGAUAAAAAGUAUGAGUAUGUGUCUAAUAGGGAACAGCUUCUUAAUAUUCAAAACGAUACGGAAUAUUUACUAGGUUUGUUCUCCUCCUGCCACAUGCCCUACAACUUGGAAAGAAAUAAAGAAUCAACUCCAUCCCUCGAAGAAAUGACGGAAACAGCAAUAAAAGUUCUUCAAAGAGGUCCCGAAGGAUUUUUCCUGUUCGUAGAGGGCGGACGUAUCGAUACUGCUCAUCAUUUAAGUUCAUCUAGAAAAGCACUAGAUGAGGCUGCAGAAUUUUCCAAGGCCGUCCAAAGGGCUGUUGACUUAACCAAAGAAGAAGACACUCUGAUUAUAGUAACCUCCGAUCACGCGCAUACUAUGAGUUUCGCUGGGUAUGCUCAAAGGGGCAGUGAUAUAUUUGGGUACGGCGGCCAGGCUAUGGACAGUAAUUUGUAUACUAUUUUGAAUUACGCCAAUGGUCCAGGAUACAAAGUGAUGGAAACUGGAGAGAGAUAUGUACCAUCCGAAAAAGAAAUGAACGAAGUGAGCUUCAAAUGGCCGUCUACUACGCCGUUAGCAUCUGAAACCCACGGCGGCGACGACGUCGGAAUAUUCGCAAGAGGUCCUUGGGCACAUCUCUUUACGGGGGUGAUGGAACAAAAUGUGAUACCGCACCUUAUGGCGUUCGCAUCGUGUACCAGUAAGGAAAUCCAGUGUGACCGUUAUGUGAAACAAGCGUAGAUGAAAAUGAAAAUUGAACCAGAAGUGGAAAAGAUAAGAUCGAA
Molecule: messenger RNA, 1655 nt
Organism: Diabrotica balteata
Lineage: Eukaryota; Metazoa; Arthropoda; Insecta; Coleoptera; Chrysomelidae
Source: the annotation of a GenBank genome assembly